AUGAAGCUAUCAAUUGUCUCGGCGGUUGCCUUUACGGCCUUGGCUCAUGGCCACUGCAUUUUCCAAAAAAUAUCAGUCAAUGGAAAGGAAUACGGAUCUCUGGCUGGACUUCGGGCCCCAAACCAGAACAAUCCAACCGAGGACGUCAACUCCCAGGACAUGAUCUGUGGCAAGGUGGCCACCUCGUCGCAGGAAGUCGUCACGGUCGCCCCCGGAGACAAGAUCGGUGCCUGGUGGCAGCAUGUCAUCGGCGGCGCGCAAUUCCCCGGCGACCCGGACAACCCGAUUGCGGCAUCCCACAAGGGCCCCAUCACGGCCUGGCUCGCCAAGGUUCCGAACGCCGCCUCCACCGGCGUGACGGGCCUCGACUGGUUCAAGGUGGCGGAGGACAACCUCGACGCCGCCUCCGGAAAGUGGGCGGUCGAUAGGAUGAUCAGCAACAGUGGCUGGAGCUACUUCAACCUGCCUCAGUGUAUUGCUCCAGGCGACUACUUUCUGCGCGUCGAGCUGCUCGCUCUUCACUCGGCCCAUGCUCAGAAAGGAGCGCAGUUCUACAUCUCGUGCGCCAAUAUCAAGGUCACGGGAUCUGGAUCGUUCUCGCCGAGCUCGACGGUCAAGUUUCCAGGGGCGUACCAACAAAGCGACCCUUCUAUUUUCAUCAACAUCUACGGAACUGGCGGUGUACCCAACAAUGGGGGGAAGGCUUACACCGCACCGGGACCGAGGCCGAUUACUUGCUGA
Molecule: messenger RNA, 741 nt
Organism: Colletotrichum karsti
Lineage: Eukaryota; Fungi; Ascomycota; Sordariomycetes; Glomerellales; Glomerellaceae
Product: endoglucanase ii
Exons: 2
Coding region: 1-741 (246 amino acids)
Source: RefSeq, a predicted model, not a curated record